Molecule: messenger RNA, 1843 nt
Organism: Solea solea (common sole)
Lineage: Eukaryota; Metazoa; Chordata; Actinopteri; Pleuronectiformes; Soleidae
Product: putative E3 ubiquitin-protein ligase UBR7
Exons: 11
Coding region: 113-1336 (407 amino acids)
Cellular component (GO): cytoplasm
Molecular function (GO): zinc ion binding; ubiquitin protein ligase activity
Source: RefSeq, a predicted model, not a curated record
GUGGUGUUGGCGCAAACUCCCGCCCGGAACACGGGCACAGACACACUGGUUUGUCAACACUGUCGCGCUGCGGAUUCUUUGUGUUUUUCUUUGAACAUUUUUGUCCUCCAGAAUGGCAGAAAACAAAGCGGAGUCGUGCGUCCUCGACGAUGUUGUUGUCAGCGAGGAGGAGAUGGAGAGAGCUCUGUGUGUUCUGAGUGGAAGCGACGCGCAAAACUGCUCCUAUUCCCGGGGUUAUGUGAAGAGACAGGCCGUGUUUGCAUGCAACACUUGCACUCCCAGUGCAGCAGAGCCUGCUGGGAUUUGUCUGGCCUGUGCCAAUAAAUGCCACGACGGACACGAUAUUUUUGAACUGUAUACAAAAAGAAACUUUCGCUGUGACUGUGGAAAUAGCAAGUUUGGGGAUUUCCAGUGCCAGCUGACGACCGCCAAAGACGACGAAAAUGCCAGAAAUCACUACAAUCACAACUUCAGGGGCCUCUACUGCACGUGUGACCGGCCGUACCCAGACGUAGACGACCGGGAGGAUGACGAAAUGAUCCAGUGUGUCAUCUGUGAGGACUGGUUUCAUAGCAGGCACCUGGGCUGCCCUGUAGUGGAACCUGAGGAGCUGCAAGAGAUGGUGUGUGAGGCCUGCAUGAACAGGACUCCCUCCUUAUGGACAUACGCUGCUCACUUUGCAGUGCCACCUGUUAUCAGCGUCAGUGGUCCAGAGAAGGAGAUGGAGGAGGAGGUGGACGUGGAGGAACAGGGUGAAACGGAAGAAGCCCAUGAGUGCAGUCAGAGUGCGGAUGAGGAACCGUCCACCAGUGAUGCAAAGCAGGAGGAAGUGGCGGACCGGAGUUCACCUUGUAAACGGACCCACGAGCAAAUGACGGGUGGCGCCGCCGCCGCCACCGCGAAGGCCGUGAGCAAGAGUGUGGCCUGCAGGCUAAAGGAGCUGCAGGUCCAGGGACUUAAGAGGCCAAGACAGGGAGCAGUGUUCUGGCCGUACAGCUGGCGCUCUGAGCUUUGCACCUGCACAAACUGCAAGAGGACCUACGUGGCCGCCGAGGUGCAGUUUCUCAUGGAUCAGUCCGACACCAUUCUGGCCUACGAGAAUAAAGGUUUGGAAGAGCCAUUUGGGCAGCACCCACUCGUGGCACUGAUGAGCUCCAUGGACCGCGUGCAGCAGCUGGAGAUCAUUUACGGUUUCAACGAGCUGACAACUUCAAUUCAUGCCCUCAUUGAUCAGUGUGCUGCUGAAGGAAAGACAGUCACAUAUGAAGCGGUCCAUCAGUUCUUCGAGGAACUGCGCGCCAGAAAGAGAAGCAGAAUGAAUGCUGGGUACCAGUAACGGGGAGGCCACGCUGCUGCCAUCAUAUGCAAGGUCCAUAUGGUGCUUACAAAUGAAUGUGCCAUAUGCAAGAUGACUCUGUCAUAUGCUGCAACUUCUUGAACUUGAAUAAUUAGCACAAAGGGAACUUGGAAAAAAAAAAAAAAUGCUACUUCUAGAUCUCUUUACUGGGGGGUAAGGAUUUUGAGUUUUGUUGCAGGUUUUUGAUGUCCAUGAACGGUGAUGCCUUAAACUUGUUCAUGAUGAACUAAAGCAAUGUUGUUUCUGCAAUAUGCUUUAAAUAGUCUUGCUAUGACACUGUUCAUUUUUGUGAACAUGUUCAGCCAUUUUGACUGGGAUAUUUACUGUACGUGUAUAUAUACCAGUGUGUGUGUGUUUACAUUGAAUGUUUUCCGACGGUUGACAGACUUGAUUGUAAAAAAACGAUGGGAGCUUAAUUUUGUGUGUUGUGAACUCAUGUUCAUAAUAAAGUUACCACAUCUGCAGUGCACAAACCACCCAAAAUGA